This is a messenger RNA of Argiope bruennichi, 1763 nucleotides long. RefSeq lists its product as uncharacterized. Bases 1 to 1515 code for a protein of 504 amino acids. Gene Ontology annotation, cellular component: neuron projection; membrane; synapse. The record is from RefSeq and is a predicted model, not a curated record. The transcript is spliced from 9 exons. Gene Ontology annotation, molecular function: transmembrane signaling receptor activity; nucleic acid binding; neurotransmitter receptor activity. NCBI's taxonomy places the organism in Eukaryota, Metazoa, Arthropoda, Arachnida, Araneae, Araneidae. Gene Ontology annotation, biological process: nervous system process; chloride transmembrane transport; signal transduction.
AUGCCGAAAUUUCCUAAUGAUAGCAAUAAAACUAAGAAUCAACAGGAAGAGAAAUGUCGCUGCAAGAGGAGAGUGCACUACCCAUUAGGAAAGACUAACACCUCGUUCGAUCUAUGCGUGGACACAUCUCCCCUAAAACUUAGUACUAAUAUGCCUAUCAUUCAGAUCAUUCAGAUCUUCUUUGAUUACUUUGGAGUGGUCGGAGCCUUGGAAAGAAUUUUAGUAUAUGCAGUUGCAGCCUGGUGGAAGGGCACUAAUAGUCAAUGGCAAAAGAUCGAUAGUGUGCAACACAAAGCACUGUUAGCAAUAACGGGGGCUUUUCGUACAAUAUCUACAACAGCUCUACAAAUAAUUAGUGGACUUGAACCAGUUGAUCUGAUAUGUGAUAUUGAAACCGCUUGCCUUGGUGUUUUAAAGGCUCUUCAAACAUUCAACCCCAAAAAUAAUUCAGUAGAAGAUGUUAAAAAUCUGGCAGAUUGUAAUAUUUCAUUUUACUUGGUUAAAGCCCACAUUGGCAUCAAAGGUAAUGAACUAGCCCAUCUAGCUGCCAAAGCUGCUUCACUUAAACCUGCAAUUGACUAUCACCUGGGAGAAUCUGAAAGAACAAUAAAAACUCGUCUUCGUAAAAUUCUCAUCGAUGAAUGGCAAUUAAGAUGGGAAAAUAAUGAAAAAGGCCGCUUUACUUUCCGUAUCUUUUCUCAGAUUAUCCUUGAAAUGACAACCACAGAUGCCGAAGCCGAAAUUAAAUGGUUUUCGGACGAAACAUGUCCUUAUAUGGAGGCUCCCUUAGAGAUGCUGAGAAAAAUCGAGCCCCUACAAUUUUAUCUUGGAGAGCCAACGCUGCACUCGAUCACGAAGGAAUAUUUUCAAGGAGGAUCAGAAAACGAGGUGGAAAAAGACAGAUUCACGUAUCUAUUGGUCAACUUUACCUUCGUCCGGCGGAUUGUGAGCAGCAUCAUUAAUAUUUAUGUCCCAUCUGCUUUGAUUGUAGCCAUGAGUUGGGCUACAUUUUGGAUGCGUUUGGAUUCGAUACCUGCCAGAGUGGCUCUGAGUGUCACGUCCCUCUUGACGCUCUGUACUCAGGUACAACAAUACAAAAGAAAUCUCCCGCCAGUUAGUUAUGUGACAGCAAUGGAUAUCUGGCUCUUCGUUUGUAUCUUCAUGGUUUUCUCUACAUUAGUGGAAUUUGCAGUGUGUUUUAAUAUUUUUGCGCAAUCCCAAGAUCAGCUAAAGAAGAAUUCGUUACAACUUGCCGAUCCAGAUUUAAAGCUGAAGAAAGCUGCCUGGCCUGAAAUUUCAGACCAGACGACUUCUUUGACGGAUGAGAAAGUCAAACAAAAGAAGACGGAUAACAAAGAAUUUUGCGAUCCUAUUCUGAUCGAUUCGUAUUGCAAAUUUAUUUUUCCAGGAUUAUUUAUUUUAUUUGCUAUAAUAUAUUGGUCAUAUAAUCUGACUGCGUAUAUAAACAAUAUUGCUGUCUUACUGCACGAAAAUGGUGAGCUUGAAGAAAUUUAGUUCAAGUUAGCAUGCAUAGUGGGGAUGACAAAGGUGACAAACAACGAACAUUUUUGAACACUAAAAGUAUUAAAAUAAAAAGAAAAUGAAUAUCCAUUUGCUAUAAAUAAUAAAUCAUUGCUCCUUAAAAUUGUUAGAAAUUUUAUGUAUGACGCAUACAUGUUUUCAAGACAUUGUAUAGAAGAAUCUGUUUAUUGCGUCAUUCAAAGAACCCCCAUAAGUUCGUGAAAAAUGUACUAUCGAAUCUU